AGGAUCGAGUGUGACGGGGAGACUGGGAGAGAUUCUCCGUGUUACUGAGCGUUGGGUGGGGUUGACCAGACGUCAGUUCCUGCGCCUUCAGUUCAACGACCGGUGGCGGCACAAACAGCCGCUUCGACGUCUGUGCGCCUUCAGAGUCCCAUCGAAGUUUCAAGAUGCAGUGUUUCCCCUCCCUGCUUUGUGUCGUCUUUGCCAUCCGUGUGGCUGGGACUGGGGCUUCCUCUCCCACUGUGAACGGAACUCUGGGACACUCGGUCUCCUUAACUCCCGGGAUCUGGGUCGCACAGGACGUUGCUCAGGUUGUGUGGAGACGGACAUCACCCAGAACCAGGAUAGUGGAAUACUCAAAGGGGGACAUUUCAUCCUUCGGUUCUGAGGAGUACAAGCAACGGGUAACUCUUCAUCUCAAGAACUUCAGUCUGGAAAUCCGUGAUCUACAGAGAGAGGACACUGGGAAUUAUGAGGUGACUGUUACAGCGAGUUCAGGAGCACAGAGUCUGAAGACAGUCCAGCUGGUGGUGUACGAGCCCGUGUCAGGAACAUACAUCAUGGUUCAGUACACCUCCAAGAACUGCAACCUCAACCUGACCUGCUCUGUGACCUCAGGCGACCCCACCAGCUUCAUGUGGUGGAGGGGAGGAGAAGCUGUGGGAAACGACAGCCCCCAUCACCUCUGGGAACACGGAGAGACGGUAGAGAUUCAUCACACAGCAGAGGUGGAGGACGUUGUGUACAGGUGUGAGGCCAGGAACCCCGUCAGUGAGGGCACGGCACAGAUCCGGCUGGUGGACGUCUGUAAAUGGAACACACCCGACGGGACUGGGGCUCCCCCUCCCACUGUGAAGGGAACUGUGGGACGUGCAGCCUGGUUAAAUUCUGGGAUUGCCGUCGGAUCAAACAUGGAUGCGGUUGUGUGGAGCCGGACGUCACCCAGAACCAGGAUAGCGCAAUACUCAAAAGGGCAUAUUGAAUACUUCGGUUCUGAGGAGUACAAGGGGCGGAUAACUCUUCAUCCCGGGGACUUCAGUCUGGAAAUCCGUGAUCUACGGAGGGAGGAUGCUGGUGAUUAUGAGAUGACUUCUACAACAGGUUCAGGAGCUCAAAAUAAAAUGACAGUCUGGCUGGAGGUGUCCGCUCCAGAUCAGAAAUCGUCAAACACUGGACGGAUCGUUGCCGGCGUUAUAAUCCCUGCCAUUCUGAUCAUUGUGGGCAUUGCCCUCUGGGUGAAACGGAAUUCUCUUUGCUCGACGGGAACGGCCACAGGAGGGAACGUGUCUACAGACCCAGUAGAGAAAGUGGAGUUGAAGAAUGCAUCAGACGGGGGUUCAACACCCCUCUGAGAGGGAAACUCCAGCUCACAGAUACACCCUGAGGGAGACCUCAGCUCACAGAUACCACUCCCCCCUUCCAUCAGGAUAGCGAGCACCUCUCCACAGGCCCAGUCACUGGGGAACGGUGCCCACCCCCGGUGCAGAGGGAGGGUGUCAGGGGUGGGUUUCCCCCCCACUGGAACCGUCCUUGAUCCACUGUCUCGGUGAGGAUGGAACUGCUUUAAACACCGGGUGUUCUGUGGUGACCCCCACUCCCGGAUCUGGGACCGUCAGUCCACCGGACCCGCUCUCCCUCCCCCAGCCCCUCCUCCGCUCAUUAACCCAGCCCAUGUGUCCCUCCCCCAGUCAGUCCACACUCUGAUCAGAGGACGUCCCGUCCACUGUUCCCACCUUCGUUCUUUCCCCCUGCCCCUCCCCACCCCGACCUGGGUUGUUCCCCUGUCGGCUGUUUUCUCUUCGACAAAUGUGCGCGGCUCCAGCUGAUCAGCUGCAGUCUGCUUCACAAUGUACCGCGGCCCCCCCCCAACUUCCUGAUGCCCCCUCCCACAGCCCCUCCCGGGACUUUCCUCCCAGCUCUGGUUCCCCAUUUAACCAUUUACAUCCCAGGGGAAAGUCACAGAGCCGAGGGAGGAGCCCAUGGAAAAUCCAGGGAGACCCCACCCAGGGAGUCAGAUGUAGUGAAGGGUCCUGGGACCCCUCUCCCCAGACCCCAGGGCUGGAGGAGGGGCACUUAUUGUCAAUGGUUUAUUGCUGAUAUUUUACACUCUCUGCCAACAUUAAACUGUGAAGGUUUCACCAGAAGAAGCCACUCUCGGCCGUUCAGUCCGGGAGCUGGUGAUGUGGUGAAUCGGACAGUGGGCACAUUAUUCAGCUGUGCACUGUCACACAUCGAGCGGGUCAGGCAGCGUCUGUGGAGGGAGACACAGAGUUAACGAUUCACAUCCCACACACUUCGUCUGAAUCCCCCUCCACAGAUGCUGCCUGACCUGUCCAGUUUUUCCAGCGUUUCCUCAUUUUGCUUCAGGUUUUCAUUUCCUGCUGUAAGUUCUGCUGUUUUAUAAUAAAAUUCCAGAAUGGCGUCUUGUGUUGAAUGCCUGUGGGACUGGAGAGGUUACAGAGAAAGAACACAGAGCAGCACAGGAACAGGCCCGUCAGCCCACGAUGUCUGUGCCAACCAUGAUGCUAAAUUAAACCAACCCCACCUCCCUGCCCAUGACCUGUGUCCCUCCAUUCCCUGCCUGUUCAAGUGUCUCUCUGAAUGCCUCUUAAAUGUUGCCAUUGUAUCUGCAUCCGCCACCUCCCCUGGCAGCUCAUUCCAGGGACUUGCCUCACAAUCUCCCUUAAAAUGCUCCGCUCUCACCUUAAAUCCACGCCCUCUGGUACCUGACAUUUCCACCCUGGGAAACUCUGACUACCUGAUCUAUGAUUUAUAAACCUCUGUCAGGUCUCCCUUCAACCUCCGACACCCCAGAGAAUACAAUCCAAGUUUAUGGCUGGUACUCUCUAAUCCAGGCUGCAUCCUGGUGAAGCUCUUCUGCACCCUGACCACAGCCCCCACACCCUCCCUGUAAUGCAGUGACCAGAACUGGACACAAUACUCCAGAUGUGGCCUGACCAAUGUUUUAUCCAGCUGUAACAUGGCUUCCCGACUUUUUACUCAAAGCCCCAAUCGAUGAAGGCAAGUGUGCCUUCUGCCGCCUUUUACCCAAUCUUCUUGUGUUGCCACUUUCACAGAGCUCUGAACUUGUGACGAUCAUGGUUUAAAGGGGAACCUGCGGGUGGUGGUGCUCCCCUGCACCUGCUGCUCUUGUCCUCCUGGGUGGUGGAGGUGGUGGGUUUGGGAGGUUCUGUCGGAGUAGCCUGGGUGAGUAACUGCAGUGCAUUUUGUAGACGGUUCACACUGUGGCCACUGUGUACUGGUGGUGGAGGGAGGGAGUGUUUAGGGAGGUGGACGGGGAGCCGAUCGAGCGGCUGCUUUGUCCUGGACGGUGUCGAGCUUCUCAAGAGUUGCUGGAGCUGCAGCCGCCCAUGCAGUGGAGAGUGUUCCAUCACACUCCUGGCUGGUACCUUGGAGAUGGGGGAGAGGCCUUGUGGUGUCAGGAGGUGAGUCACUCCCCACAGGAUACCCAGUCUCUGACCUGCUCCUGUAGCCACAGUGUUUAAGCAACUGGUCCAGUUGUGUUUCUGGUCAGUGGUGACCCCAGGAUGUUGAUGGUGGGGACUGAGUGAAGGGAAUGUCAGUGAAGGUCAGGGGGAGGUGGUCAGACUCUCCCUUGUUGGAGAUGGUCACCGCCUGGUACCUGUGUGGUGUGAAUGUUACCCGUCACUUCUCAGCCGGUGUCUGAAUGUUGUCUGGGUCUUGCUGAAGGCAGGCACGGGCUGCUUCACCUGCUGAGGUGUGAAUGGAACUGAAAGUUGUGUAGUCUCCAGUGAACAUCCCCACUUCAGGGAGCACUGAAAGGAGAUAGACAAUUUAGUGACAUCGUGUCACGACAACCCUUCCCUCAAUAUCAGCAAAAUUAAAGAGCUGGUCAUUGACUUCAGGAAGGGGGCAGUGCACAUGACUUUGUUCACAUCAACAAUUCUGAGGUCAAGAGGAUUGAGAGCUUCAAGUUCCUCGGAGAUAGCAUCACAAAUAACCUGUCCUGGUCCAACCAUAUAGAUGCCACAGCCAAGAAAGCUCACCAGAGCCUCGACUUCCUCAGGAGGCCAAAGAAAUUUGGCAUGUCCCCUUUAACCCUCACCAAAUUUUAAUUGAUACACCAUGGAAAGCAUCCUAUCCAGAUGCAUCAAGGCUUGCUACGGCAACUGCUCUGCCCAUGACUGCAAGAAGCUGCAGAGAGUUGUGGACACAGCUCAGCACAUCACUGAAACCAGCCUCCCCUCCUUGUUGCCUCGGUAAAGCAACCAGCAUAAUCAAAGUCCCCCACCCACCCCGGACAUUCUCUCUUCUACCCCCUCCCAUUGGGCAGAAGAUACAAAAGCCUGAAAGCAUGUACCAGCAGGCUCAAGGACAGCUUCUAUCCUGCUGUUACAACAUAAUUGAAUGGUUCCUUUGUACGAUAAGACAGACUGUUGACCUCACAAUCUUCCUCGUUAUGGCCUUGAACCUUAUUGUCUGCCUGCACUGAAUUGACCUGUAUGAUCGGUUUGUAAGACAAACUUUUCACUGUACCUUGGUACAAGUGACAAUAAUAAACC
Molecule: messenger RNA, 4541 nt
Organism: Pristis pectinata (smalltooth sawfish)
Lineage: Eukaryota; Metazoa; Chordata; Chondrichthyes; Rhinopristiformes; Pristidae
Product: carcinoembryonic antigen-related cell adhesion molecule 5-like
Exons: 6
Coding region: 165-1349 (394 amino acids)
Source: RefSeq, a predicted model, not a curated record